Messenger RNA from Quercus robur (English oak), 2319 nucleotides. Its product is annotated as receptor-like protein kinase 7. Gene Ontology annotation, molecular function: protein binding. The transcript has a single exon. Bases 1 to 2319 code for a protein of 772 amino acids. Lineage: Eukaryota; Viridiplantae; Streptophyta; Magnoliopsida; Fagales; Fagaceae. The record is from RefSeq and is a predicted model, not a curated record.
AUGUCGCGUCCGCCUAUCUACCCUUUCAUCCUCCUUUUUUGCUUCUUCCACCUUCCCUCUGGAAUCCAAUCCAAUGACCUUCAAAUUCUCAUGAAACUAAAAUCCGCCCUUCAAACAUCAAACACCAAUGUCUUCAGUUCUUGGGAAUCCGGAAAUUCCAUAUGCAACUUCACUGGAAUCUCCUGCAACUCCGACGAUUCCAUUACAGAAAUCGAACUUUCAUACCAAAAUUUAACCGGGGUUCUUCCUCUUGAUUCCAUAUGCCAGCUCCAAUCACUAGAAAAGCUCUCAUUCGGGUUCAACUACUUGCACGGUCCAAUUAUGGACGACUUGAAAAAAUGUGUCAAAUUGCAAUACUUGGAUUUGGGCAACAAUUUGUUCACAGGAUGGUCGGUUCCAGAAAUAUCCUCUCUAAACCAAUUACGGUAUCUACAUCUGAAUGCAAGCCGAUUUUCCGGGACUUUCCCAUGGAAAUCACUCCAAAACAUGACCGGUCUUGUUUGGCUGAGCCUUGGAGACAAUCCUUUUAAUCCUUCUCCAUUUCCAAACGAGGUGUUGCUGCUUACUAACUUGACUUGGCUUUACCUAUCAAACUGCGGCAUCCAAGGCACAAUUCCAGCAGAGAUUGGAAACCUUAAAGAGCUAAUCAACUUGGAGCUUUCCGUCAAUAACAUGACGGGGGAAAUCCCAGUUGAGAUCGGGAACCUAGUCAACCUGUGGCAGCUUGAGCUCUAUAACAAUUCAUUCACAGGAAAACUUCCUAUCGGUCUAAGAAACCUCACGAAGCUUGAAAUGUUUGAUUUUUCGAAUAACUAUCUUGAAGGCGAUCUAUCUGAGUUGAGGUUCUUGAAUAACCUGGUUUCUCUGCAACUAUUUCAAAACGAGCUAUCUGGCCAGGUACCGGCCGAGUUCGGCAACUUCACGAAGCUUGUGGACCUUUCUCUGUAUAGAAACAACUUCACUGGUCCGCUGCCUCAUAACCUUCUCUCCUGGGCUAAAACUAAUUACAUCAACAUCGCUGCAAAUUUCUUUACCGGUCCAAUUCCACCAGAUAUGUGCAAGCAAGGUACUAUGAGGUCGCUUUUCGUGUUUGAGAACUAUCUCACUGGUGAAAUUCCAGCAAGUUAUGCCAAUUGUUCCACUUUACGUCGUUUUAAGGUCAGCAAUAACUCACUCUCGGGUAAAGUUCCUAUUGGAAUCUGGGGAUUACCAAACAUGAACCUAAUUGAUAUCUCGUUGAAUGAUAUUGAAGGCCCAAUUACAUCUGAUAUCAAAGUACUUAAGGGUAAUCAGUUGAGAACUAUUGUCUUCAAUGGCAAUAAUUUGAAAGGGCUAUUACCAAAAUCUUUUAUCAACUGUACAAAUCUGGAAGUUCUUGACCUUGGAAACAACAAGAUUAAUGAUUUAUUUCCUUAUUGGUCUGAAGCUCUUACCAAUCUGCAGGUUCUUGUCUUGAAAUCCAACAAAUUCCAUGGACCUAUAGGAAAUCAUAACAGUAGUGGGGUGUUUUUCUUUAAGCUAAGAAUUCUUGACUUGUCUCACAAUGAGUUUACAGGUCUUUUACCAAGAAAUUAUUUUGAAAAUUUCAAUGCCAUGAUGAUGAUUAAUGAUGAAGACAGACUUGAACCACAUUAUAUGGGUGAAAGUAGUCAAUAUCAAGAUUCGGUGGUGGUGACAGUGAAAGGGUUGGAAAUUAAUCUACAGAGAAUCCUAACCAUCUUCACAACAAUUGAUUUAUCAAGCAACAAAUUCGAAGGAGUGAUUCCAGAAGAACUUGGAAGGCUUACAGUCCUUCGACUACUGAACCUUUCCCAUAGUAGCGUAACUGGCCAUAUCCCAUCAUCAUUGGCAAAAUUGACAGCACUUGAAUCCUUAGACCUUUCUUCAAAUAGCCUCACUGGAGAAAUUCCUUUGCAACUAACAGAUCUAACAUUUUUGGCCAUGUUAAAUCUUUCACAAAACCAGCUUAUUGGACCCAUACCUCAAGCCAAACAAUUUUCUACAUUUGAAAACAACUCCUAUGAUAGAAACCUAGGAUUGUGUGGAUUUCCAUUGUCAAGUAAAUGUGGCACUAAUGAGCUGACACAACCAGCACCACCAUCAACAUUCCAAGAAGACAAUGAUUCAUUGUUUGCAAGCGGAUUUGGUUGGAAGGCUGUGUUAAUCGGCUAUGGAUGUGGCUUGUUGUUUGGAUUAGCUAUUGGAUAUGUUGUGUUUAAAAUAAGAAAACCUAAAUGGCUAGUAAGGUUCAUUGAAGGAAAACAAACGGACAAGAAGAGAAGGCCUAAUAAUCGAAGACCUGGACAAAGAAGAAAUUAA